Talpa occidentalis (Iberian mole) is the source of this 4245-nucleotide messenger RNA. It is a transcript of the gene ATP9A, whose product is annotated as ATPase phospholipid transporting 9A (putative). NCBI's taxonomy places the organism in Eukaryota, Metazoa, Chordata, Mammalia, Eulipotyphla, Talpidae. Gene Ontology annotation, molecular function: magnesium ion binding; ATP hydrolysis activity; ATPase-coupled intramembrane lipid carrier activity. The record is from RefSeq and is a predicted model, not a curated record. The transcript is spliced from 28 exons. Gene Ontology annotation, biological process: endocytosis; retrograde vesicle-mediated transport, Golgi to endoplasmic reticulum; phospholipid translocation. Bases 762 to 3836 code for a protein of 1024 amino acids. Gene Ontology annotation, cellular component: plasma membrane; endosome; trans-Golgi network.
UGGCGGUCUGUGUGGAGAGCUUCGCUAACGCAGGCGGUGAGCACGGGUGACAUCACCCUGUGACGGCUCAGGGUUGUUGAAGUUCAGUCUUGCAGCUGGCAUUGCAAACACAGCUGUGGGAGCCAGCGUUAUGGGAUGACUGCGGCCUGGGGGGUCAGUCUUGACCAUCCGGAGGGUUUCUGCAAACAGGGCAGGAUGCUCUGUCAGAGGGAGAUCCCUCCCCGUUUGCUCCUCCCUCUCCCUCCCUCCCACUUCCCUCUGUGGCUCCUCCCUCUCUCCCUCUGUCCCUGCCCCCCUCCCUGGCUCCUCCCUGGCUGGCUCCUCCCUCCCUGUCUUGUAUAUUCAGUACUUGCUGGUGAGUGUCCACCAAUGGCCAGUGUGGGUGAUGAACACCCAGAACAAGGCCAGCCGUGCGCUCCUCGGGGACUCUGUGUGUCCCUGGCCUUUGGACAACUGAGAACCGGGCCAGCAGGAAUGAGUUACUAGAAGUGAAACCUGCCCUUGUGGGAGCCACUCUCCUCCCGGAGCGAGCGAGCACCAGUUUACGGGAAUGAGGAUGCUAUUUUUAAGAAAGAGCAUUGUGUUUCAUCAUGGAAAUUUUGAGCGUCUCAGCAGGCAGCUUGCUGGCUUGCUACUCUUAGAUCCCUGAUGCUCAGGGACUGUCUUUGCUCAGCUCAGCUCUGUAGCCAGCACCCCGGCAGGGCCUGCCUGGCCUGCAGGAGGAGGGGUGCAGGGACAGCCAUCUCUGUGGACCAGCAGUUAUGUGCUGCGAGUGGCUGAGAUGCUGUGGUGGAGGGGAGCCCAGGCCCCGGACGGUCUGGUUGGGGCACCCGGAGAAGAGGGACCAGAGGUACCCUCGAAAUGUCAUCAACAACCAGAAGUACAACUUCUUCACCUUUCUUCCUGGGGUGCUGUUUAACCAGUUCAAAUACUUUUUCAACCUCUAUUUCCUACUUCUCGCCUGCUCCCAGUUUGUUCCGGAGAUGAGACUCGGGGCGCUGUACACCUACUGGGUCCCCCUGGGCUUCGUGCUGGCCGUCACCAUCAUCCGCGAGGCCGUGGAGGAGAUCCGAUGCUACGUGCGGGACAAGGAAGUCAACUCGCAGGUCUACAGCCGGCUCACAGCAAGAGGGACGGUGAAGGUGAAGAGUUCCAGCAUCCAAGUCGGAGAUCUAAUCAUUGUUGAAAAGAACCAGCGGGUCCCUGCUGACAUGAUCUUCCUGAGGACGUCAGAAAAAAACGGGUCCUGCUUCCUGCGGACGGACCAGCUGGACGGGGAGACAGACUGGAAGCUGCGACUCCCUGUGGCCUGCACGCAGAGGCUCCCCACUGCCUCUGAUCUUCUUCAGAUUCGAUCGUACGUCUAUGCUGAAGAGCCAAAUAUCGACAUUCACAACUUCGUGGGGACGUUUACCAGGGAGGACAGCGACCCCUCCAUCAGCGAGAGCCUGAGCAUCGAGAACGCGCUCUGGGCCGGCACGGUCAUCGCGUCGGGUACCGUGGUGGGGGUUGUCCUUUACACUGGCAGAGAGCUCCGCAGCGUGAUGAAUACAUCAAAUCCUCGAAGCAAGAUCGGCCUGUUUGACCUGGAGGUGAACUGCCUCACGAAGAUCCUCUUUGGCGCCCUGGUGGUGGUGUCCCUGGUGAUGGUGGCCCUGCAGCACUUUGCUGGCCGCUGGUACCUGCAGAUCAUCCGCUUCCUCCUCCUAUUUUCCAACAUCAUCCCCAUCAGCUUGCGUGUGAACUUGGACAUGGGCAAGAUCGUGUACAGCUGGGUGAUCCGCAGGGACUCAAAAAUCCCGGGGACAGUGGUUCGUUCCAGCACCAUUCCUGAGCAGCUGGGGAGGAUUUCCUACCUGCUCACGGACAAGACAGGGACGCUUACGCAGAAUGAGAUGGUUUUCAAGCGGCUGCAUCUGGGCACCGUGGCCUAUGGCCUCGACUCCAUGGAUGAAGUCCAGAGCCACAUGUUUAGCAUUUACACCCAGCCGCAGGAACCCCCUGCCCAGAAGGGCCCCACGCUCACCACCAAAGUCCGGCGGACCAUGAGCAGCCGCGUGCACGAGGCGGUGAAGGCCAUCGCGCUCUGCCACAACGUCACCCCUGUGUACGAGUCCAACGGUGUGACCGACCAGGCGGAGGCCGAGAAGCAGUACGAGGACUCCUGCCGCGUGUACCAGGCGUCCAGCCCCGACGAGGUGGCCCUGGUACAGUGGACCGAAAGCGUGGGCCUGACCCUGGUGGGCCGAGACCAGUCUUCCAUGCAGCUGAGGACCCCUGGCGACCAGAUCCUGAACUUCACCAUCUUACAGAUCUUCCCUUUCACCUACGAAAGCAAGCGCAUGGGCAUCAUCGUGAGGGAUGAAACCACUGGAGAAAUCACCUUUUACAUGAAGGGCGCAGAUGUGGUCAUGGCUGGCAUCGUGCAAUACAAUGACUGGCUGGAGGAGGAGUGUGGGAACAUGGCCCGGGAAGGACUGCGGGUGCUGGUAGUGGCGAAGAAGUCCCUGGCCGAGGAGCAGUAUCAGGACUUUGAGGCCCGUUACGUCCAGGCCAAGCUGAGCGUGCAUGACCGCUCCCUCAAAGUGGCCACGGUGAUUGAGAGCCUGGAGAUGGAGAUGGAGCUGCUGUGCCUGACUGGGGUGGAGGACCAGCUGCAGGCCGACGUGAGGCCCACGCUGGAGACCCUGAGGAAUGCGGGCAUCAAGGUUUGGAUGCUGACGGGGGACAAGCUGGAGACAGCCACGUGCACAGCCAAGAAUGCACAUCUGGUGACCAGGAACCAGGACAUCCACAUCUUCCGGCUGGUGACCAACCGCGGCGAGGCCCACCUCGAGCUGAACGCCUUCCGCCGGAAACAUGACUGCGCCCUGGUCAUCUCGGGAGACUCCCUGGAGGUCUGCCUCAAGUACUACGAGUAUGAGUUCAUGGAGCUGGCCUGCCAGUGCCCGGCCGUGGUCUGCUGCCGCUGUGCCCCCACCCAGAAGGCCCAGAUCGUGCGCCUGCUGCAGGAACGCACCGGCAAGCUCACCUGUGCAGUAGGUGAUGGUGGCAACGAUGUCAGCAUGAUCCAGGAGUCGGACUGCGGCGUGGGCGUCGAGGGCAAGGAAGGAAAGCAGGCUUCCCUGGCGGCAGACUUCUCCAUCACUCAGUUCAAGCAUCUUGGCCGGUUGCUCAUGGUCCAUGGUCGGAACAGCUACAAGCGGUCUGCUGCCCUCAGCCAGUUCGUGAUCCAUCGGAGCCUGUGUAUUAGCACCAUGCAGGCUGUGUUUUCUUCCGUGUUCUACUUUGCCUCUGUCCCUCUCUAUCAAGGAUUCCUCAUCAUCGGAUACUCCACCAUCUACACCAUGUUCCCUGUGUUCUCUCUGGUCCUGGACAAAGAUGUCAAGUCGGAAGUCGCCAUGCUGUACCCCGAGCUGUACAAGGAUCUCCUCAAGGGGCGGCCGCUGUCCUACAAGACGUUCUUAAUUUGGGUGUUGAUUAGCAUCUAUCAAGGGAGCACCAUCAUGUACGGGGCGCUGCUGCUGUUCGAGUCGGAGUUCGUGCACAUCGUGGCUAUCUCCUUCACCUCGCUGAUCCUCACCGAGCUGCUGAUGGUGGCCCUGACCAUCCAGACCUGGCACUGGCUCAUGACGGUGGCCGAGUUGCUCAGCCUGGCCUGCUACAUCGCCUCCCUGGUGUUCCUCCACGAGUUCAUCGAUGUGUACUUCAUCGCCACGCUGUCCUUCCUGUGGAAAGUGUCUGUGAUCACUCUGGUCAGCUGUCUGCCCCUCUACGUCCUCAAGUACCUGCGAAGGCGGUUCUCUCCUCCCAGCUACUCGAAGCUCACGUCCUAGGCUGGGGACUGGGCCGGCCGGGGGCCCGGGCUCUGCUUCCCGAGGGACCGAGUUCCAGUUCCGUUUAGCGUCACCGCCGCCCGUGGUUUGCAGUCACUGCUGGGGGCGCCGCGCUGCCCGCGUUGGCCUGGCUGGAGCCCGACCCUGGACAGGCAGCCCGUCCCGCCGCAGGGGCGCAGAGCCGCGGGGGCCUGCCUGAGCGCUGUGGCCUGCGGGCCCCGGGGGCGAGCUUCCUUACGACUUGAAUCGUGUGGUCGUGUGAUAAAGUCUCCGUCUAGUGGAAGGUCGCAGGAGGGUAUUUUAUUUUUUUAUCACUUCUAACCUGUGUGUGCUCCUCAUGUCUUUUUUUGCUCUUACAAAUUGGUCAGGUGGUCUUUUGACACUCUUGGGGUGGGCGUGGGGGGCGAGG